Magallana angulata is the source of this 1070-nucleotide messenger RNA. RefSeq names its product protein AMBP-like. Bases 321 to 1070 code for a protein of 249 amino acids. The record is from RefSeq and is a predicted model, not a curated record. Lineage: Eukaryota; Metazoa; Mollusca; Bivalvia; Ostreida; Ostreidae. The transcript has 3 exons. Gene Ontology annotation, molecular function: serine-type endopeptidase inhibitor activity.
CUCGCUAGCAGCAUGAAGAUUGUAGUAGCUAGGUUGGCAUUUCUCAGAAACAUUCAAUUACUAAAAGGUUCUAUCAAACCACCGAUGUCAAUAAGCCCCAAUUUUCAUGUAAAUUAUCACGAUACAAAGCGGUCAACAUAGUCUCAAUAACAUGGAAACCUUGUGACAUGGACGAAAAAUAGUGUAAAUCUUAACAAGCGAGUUGUUAAUUAGUUGAUGAUACACAUUGAAAAUCUCUAUAAAUAUGAAGACUUUUCCUGGCUUGAAGUAAACCGGUCCUUAGGACAAAGCUGGUUCCAUCGAGGUUGAAGUUCAUAAACAUGGCGUACUUCCAUUAUUUGCUUCUGCUACAAAUAGCAGUGGUUUGUGUGGUUAAUGGCGCCAACAGCAACCCAGGAGGAAAUGGUAACCGCGCGGCGCAAAUGGCGUCCGGAAACAUUGGCAGGAGCCCGGGUAUGGCGAUGAUGAUGCGCGAGAUGAUGAGCGGACAGAGUCCAAACAAUGCCGCGAAUACAUUGCCCCCCGGCCCCAAUGAGCCCGGACCUAGACCUGGACCCCCGUCCCCACGAGUCAUCGCUCCUCCUAACAUUCCGUUCGAGUGUUCUUUGUUUGCUGAUUCGGGAUACUUCUGCCCUUUUGGUUAUGAAAGACCUAGCGUGCAAUGGUACUACGAACCAUACUCCCAACGCUGCGAAGCCUUCUACUACCGAGGGUGUGGAGGAACUCCAAAUAGAUACCCCAGCCGUUUGGAAUGCCUCAGAUCUUGCGGUUGCUUCAGUAAUAUCGACUACGGAAACUUUUGCCCAAAUUUUGGCACCACACGUUGGGUUUUCAACAAAUACACCGGCGCAUGUGACCGAAUCAGAUUUGGAGAAUGCGGAGGCGGAAAUGACAACAACUUCCGGUCUCAUCUUGAGUGCGAAUCUACUUGCGGACCCAGCCACGACCGGCCCUUUGGACCUAUAUUCGGGAUUGGCAAUAUGGCGUUAGGUUCUGCCGCGUCAGCACGGGGGAACAUCGCCCAGAACCAGGCAGCCGGUAGAGCAAACGGAGGAAAACAAUCAAAAUAA